This is a messenger RNA of Colletotrichum lupini, 456 nucleotides long. RefSeq lists its product as uncharacterized. The record is from RefSeq and is a predicted model, not a curated record. The coding region runs from base 1 to 456 and encodes 151 amino acids. The transcript is spliced from 5 exons. NCBI's taxonomy places the organism in Eukaryota, Fungi, Ascomycota, Sordariomycetes, Glomerellales, Glomerellaceae.
AUGUUAGCCACGUUUGUGGACCUCGACGUCCACGGUGUAAUGGAUGCCGCGACGUCCAUCGACACCCACCCCUUCCACGCGCCCAAAGGCAAGACCGCGAUAGGGAACGAGAUCAUCACCGCCCUCUAUACAGCACCCCCUCACAGGGAGGGAGCGCCGCUUUCCUUGCGGAAAGUGCGAGGGCAACCAGAGUUCUUCACUCUAGGAUGGAAAGAGCGGGUUCGGAACGGGAAAGAUGCCUGGGAAGAUGUUGGUGAAUCAGGCAUCAAGACGUCGGAAAACUUCUCUUCUUCAUAUACCGAUCUAAUGCUGCGAGAAGCUCUCAGUCCCAAGGUAGAUAAAUCACAUCGUGAAACCCCGGGUACAUCUCUGAAGCUGUGGCACAUGGCUGAGUGUCGAGAUGUUUCUCGAGAGACAAAGGUUGAACAGAUUGAUGGAGGCAUGCAACGGCUGUGA